AGUCAUUGCAUUAUCAAAGAUCAAACUUCCUUUCAAAUAAAGAACAUUAAAUGAUAAUCCAAAUACUAACCAAUAUUCUUUUAUUAUCUCAACAGUUAUUAGAACUAUAGCCAACUCAUCGAUAAAAAGUUUAAAAUUUUGUAUAUAAAACGACAGGCGAUGCCUUUAACUUAUGCAGUUAAGAAAUUACAAGGAAGGAAACCAGUUAACUACAUUUCAAAACGAAAAUCAUCCAAAAUGAAAGUAUUCCAAGUGCUUUUCAGCCUGAUGUUGGCCCUGUUGUUGGUAGCUCCUACCAUUUACGCCGAGGUAUACACCGUUCCAACUGCAGCUCCGACACCGCCGACAAUCACUACAUCAACUGCUGGCAGUAAUGAUGGCCCACCAAGUGUCUCCUUAACCGAAAAGGCAGCGUCAGUCUCCACCAGCAUCCCCUUGUAUGGCACUACUGCGAAGUCAUCUUAGAUAAAUCCUGGCUAUUCGCAGUUUUACAUAUCUACUUAUUUAUGGACCAAUCAGAAAUACUAAAAUUGUGUCCCUUGUGUAUGUAAAUAGCUAAAUGUGAUGAGGAAAGAGUUUACAGUUGUGAAAUAUGCGAUACGAAAAUAAUGAGUGAAAAUAAAAUGCAACAUUUUAACUAAA
Molecule: messenger RNA, 642 nt
Organism: Anastrepha obliqua
Lineage: Eukaryota; Metazoa; Arthropoda; Insecta; Diptera; Tephritidae
Exons: 3
Coding region: 160-465 (101 amino acids)
Source: RefSeq, a predicted model, not a curated record